AGACUGAGAGGCUUUUUUUGUGUGAUGAAAGACUUGGAGACAGAAAUAGCACGGCAGACAGCGAGGAAGAGAACGCACAAGUUUCAGAGGUGAGGCGAUGCAGCACGAAGCUGCCUCUUUCUUUUCUUCGUCCGAUGCCUUUGGAGGGCAGCUUUGUGUGCCGUGAACUCCCCUGAGACCUCUUUUUGUUCUCAGAAGAUGAAGCCUGACAGAGUGCGACCGGCCACUUACACCUGAAGCCACCAAAAGCACAGGGAACAGURUGUUUAUACCAUACAAUGAGUCGGCUCUUUUCUUGUGUACUUGGCCAAAAUAAGAUCAAGAUGUCCUCAGCAGCUUUGCACCCUCAUGCUUCUUGUCUAAAUGUAUAGCCUUUAGCUAAAAGAAACAGCAGAUAAAGGAGCAGCACUAAGUACUGAGAUUAAUUUAGGAGGUGCCACAUCUGAAAUGUUGACAAACCGAUCACAGCAAAAACAAAAGUCAGUUCCAGAAUAAUCCCACCGUGCUCCACAGAUUACAAAUGAUAAAAGCACGUCGUCUCGUUUGCGUGUCACCUUGGUGAGUGGCCGCCUCUGACAGGCGACAUACAAUAACACGAAUGUCAUGUUUGUGUGUCAGCUAAUUAGGUCCUGCGAAAAUGAGUCAAAGCUUUGCAGAUAAGACAGAAUAUCAGGCAGAAUGCAGCCUGCCCUACAUCCUGUGUCCCACACGUCACUCUCAGAGGAGCAGAGAUGGAGAGCACAGACAUGGCAGGCGUCCAAGASGAAAAGCUCGUCUUCAAAGACAUUGGGGGAAAUGAAGGAUUUUCUCCCCAGAUGAUCCUCCAGUGAGCACUAUCCAACCUGUGGAGAGUGUGUGAGCGCGUCUGUGAUCACCUAUCCGGGACGCUCUUGUUCGUGCAGGUCGUCCGGCGCGUCUUUCCCCCCCACCUGGCGGCUCUCCGGUCUGCGCGUCGCCGCGGCGGGGGGUGGAUAGAGGGAGCUAGGAUCCGGCGUCUGAGCCAAAGCUGUGUGCAGGUAUUCAGUUUAUGAAUGGCACUGACAUGGAGGAAAUACCGUUUCAGAAAGUCAAAACCAGGCGGAAGAGAAGUCACUGUCCACCGGGCGUCCCUCUGACCACCAUCGCCUGCGAGGACGAGUUCGACUGCAAGGAGCUCGAGUCCCUCUUCCAGAACUACAACCAGAAACUGGAGCAGACGUCCACGCUCAAAGCCCUGGCGCUCCUCAUCUUCGUCUCCGCGUCCCUGGCCGUGGUGGAGCUGCUGUCCGGCCCCAGCCUCACCAUCUCCAAGGGCUCCCACCCGGUCCACUGUGUCGUCUUCCUCUCCCUCUUCAUUGUAACUAACGUCAAGUACCUGCAGGUGACUCAGCUCCAGCAGAUAGUCAACCUGACGCUGCUCUUCGGCUUCACCUUCUCCUUCCUGUGCUGUCCCUUCUCGCUGGGCGCGAUGGGGCUGGAGCCCCCGACGUCCCCGGAGCAGGGCGUGUGGCAGCUCAUCCUGGUCACCUUCGUGGCGUACGCGCUGCUGCCCGUCAGGACGCUGCUGGCUGUUGUGUUUGGGAUCAUGGUCUCCAUCUCGCACCUGAUCGUGGCUGCUACUUCUGUCACGGUGAAAACGCAGAAGCUGUGGAGAACGAUGGUUGCAAACGCCGUCUUGUUUACCAGCGUCAACCUGUCGGGGCUCUUUGUGCGCGUCCUGACGGAGCGAGCUCAGAGGAAGGCCUUCCUGCAGGCUCGCAACUGCAUCGARGAGAGACUGCGCAUGGAGGAUGAGAACGAGAAGCAGGAGCGCCUGCUAAUGAGUCUGUUGCCCAGGAACGUAGCUAUGGAGAUGAAAGAGGAUUUCCUGAAACCUCCUGAAAGGAUCUUUCACAAAAUCUACAUCCAGCGUCAUGACAAUGUCAGCAUCCUGUUUGCAGAUAUAGUUGGUUUCACCAGCCUGGCCUCUCAGUGCACAGCCCAGGAAUUGGUUAAGCUGCUAAAUGAGCUGUUUGGAAAGUUUGAUGAGCUCGCCACGGAGAACCACUGUCGCAGAAUUAAGAUUCUGGGGGAUUGUUAUUACUGUGUCUCAGGACUGACUCAACCCAAGACUGACCAUGCUCACUGCUGUGUAGAAAUGGGGCUAGACAUGAUCGACACCAUAACGUCAGUGGCAGAGGCAACAGAAGUCAACCUUAACAUGCGUGUGGGUUUGCACACGGGUCGGGUUCUGUGUGGAGUGCUAGGCCUCAGGAAGUGGCAGUAUGAUGUUUGGUCCAAUGAUGUGACGCUGGCCAAUGUGAUGGAAGCUGGAGGACUACCGGGGAAAGUUCACAUCACCAGAUCGACGCUCGAGUGCCUAAACGGAGACUAUGAGGUGGAGCCAGGGAAUGGUCAUGAAAGGAAUGCCUUCCUCCAAAAGCAUGAAAUMGAAACUUUUUUUAUUGUGCCAUCUCACCGACGGAAGAUAUUCCCCGGAUUGAUUCUUUCGGAUAUAAAGCCUGCCAAAAAAAUGAAGUUCAAAACUGUGUGCUACUUACUGGUGCAGCUCAUGCACUGCAGGAAGAUGUUCAAGGCUGAGAUUCCCUUCUCCAAUGUCAUGAACUGCGAGGACGGUGACAAGCGGAGGGCCAUGCGAUCAGCUCCACAGAAGCUGAGGAACCACAACAACGCGAACCAGACUAACUUGAUCCAGAGCAGCCCCAGAACCCGGGUCAACCGCUACAUUGGUCGGCUGAUCGAGGCCCGUCAGACUGAGUCGGACACAGCAGACCUCAACUUCCUCACACUCAUGUACAAGUGUUCUGAGCGCGAGCAGAAGUACCACCAGGUUCCGGAUGAGUACUUCACCAGCGCAGUGGUCCUCUCUCUGAUCUUAGCUGCCUUGUUCGGCCUUGUUUAUCUUCUCAUCAUACCACAGGGCACAGUGGUACUCGUCCUUCUUGUUUUCUGCAUCUGCUUCCUAGUAGCUUGUAUAAUGUACCUCCAUAUUACUAGAAUACAGUGUUUUCCAGGGUGCCUGACCAUUCAGAUUCGUACUGCUCUCUGUAUUCUCAUAGUGCUCUUAAUCUAUGCUGUGGCCCAGGCCUGUGUUGUGGGCUGUAUGCCCUGGUUGUGGGGCAGUGCCAACGCGAACAGCUCCGUUGUCAUCAUCGAUGUGGACAGCGAGGCCAACCGCACCGUGACGGAGCAGCCCUGCGACGGGGCCCGCUACGCCUUCCUCUCCUGCGUGGUGGGCACCCUCACCUUGGCGCUUUUCCUGCGCGUCUCCUGGCUGCCAAAGAUGGCGCUGAUGCUGCUUGUGGGGGUGCUGUAUGUCACCGUGUUGGAGCUGAGCGGCUUUCGCAAGACUGCAGGUGGGGGGUCCUUCCACAUCCGGGGCUACGAGCCCAUCCUGUCUCUGUUGCUCUUUGUCAGUGCGCUGGCCCUCCACUCCAGGCAACUUGACCUCAAAUUGCGCUUGGACUUCCUUUGGGCUGUGCAGGCAGAGGAGGAAAGAGACGGGAUGGAGAAAGUAAAGCUGGACAAUCGGAGGAUCCUCUUCAAUCUACUGCCUGCCCACGUGGCUCAGCACUUCUUAAUGUCAAACCCUAGAAACAUGGUGAGCCACGCUAACAAACAGGCAGGCAGUCAGACAGACAAACAGGAUUUGUAUUAUCAGUCCUACGCUCAAGUCGGUGUCCUGUUUGCCUCGAUCCCAAACUUUAACGAUUUUUACAUUGAACUGGACGGCAACAACAUGGGAGUGGAGUGCCUGAGGCUGUUGAAUGAAAUCAUUGCUGACUUUGAUGAGCUCAUGGAUAAGGAGUGCUACAAAGACAUUGAGAAAAUCAAAACCAUCGGCAGCACCUACAUGGCAGCUGUGGGACUCGUCCCCACUGUGGGCACAAAGGUGACUGAGGACGUGUAUCGGCUUUUGAACAGCAACUACGACCUGGUCUGCCGGGGUAAGGUCAGCGUGAAAGGCAAAGGUGAGAUGCUGACCUACUUUCUGGAAGGGAAGGUGCAGGGCAUAGGCACGGCGACCACCUCUUCAGUGAUGCGCUCCGCCAGCCUGGCGCGCCGUAUCCACUCCUGCGGCAAGACGAGUGUCCCGACCAACCUGGGCAGCGUCUCCUCCACCGCCAGCCUGUGCGUCGCUCACGCCGGCACGGGCAGCAACUCUCAGAUCAACAUCGGCAACAGCCAAGUGACAAACCCGUCCUGCGUGCCUGCCCUGGGCGAGGAGGAAGAGGAGGACUUAGAGGUGACUAAGAUUCAAAUCGAGGCCGUGGUGGCCRUUGCAGACGCAGCAGUCUAAAGACAGAGAAGACUGUCUCAAACGCAGCAGGAGCCCCUGGAAAAGACCGGGCCUGUCCAGGAAUUCCCACCGCAUGAAAAGUGAGAUUUUCGUCCCUGUAAACUGCCUUGAAUUUUGCUAAUUCGCGGCAAUUAUCGGCAAUUUACAGCUUCUCACAUUCGCAUUCUUCUGUGCCGAAAACUGUCGAAAAUGUACCCCUAAAGGCAGCAGGGGGUGGGGGCCGCGGGGGACUCGGCCGCCGGAUAAAUCCUGACUAUACUGAUGCAAUCCGGGACGAGCUCAUUCAGGACGAAAUCCUCCUGGGACACGACGUGACGAUGCGGACAAUCAGAGUUGCUUUUAGAGAUUUUUUUUUCAACCGUUCGCCACUUUUCCUGAAACAUCUGGAGAGAAGAAAUGUACGCACAAAUGUUCAGCUCUUCUUUAAGCAUCAAAGCAACUGAGGAUUUGAUUUGUGGCGUUCUCGGGUUCUCUCAGAUCCAGUUACAGUGUGCAAACAAAGUGCAUAUUCCCACGUUAGUGGGGUGACUAUGUACAAUGGUUCUCAGAAAAAAGACUGCUCAUGUAUUUGCUUUUGCACUGUCCUGAUUAUGCCAAGGAUAUAGUGCAUUAUUUACAGAGAAAAUUGUGGUUCUUAUUCUUUUGUGUUUUAUUUUUUUUUUGUGUGUGUGUGUGUGUGUGUGUGUGUGUGUGUGUGUGUGAGUACGCAUGCAUGUGUGUACUUGCAUGUGUGUAUGCACGUGUGGUUAGUUUUGAAUUGUAACAAAACAGCACAAAAAUCCUUUUUUAUACCCACUUUUCACUGGACGGCUUAGGCUUUUUACRAUGCGUGACGUAUUAAUAUUUAACACAGUGGGUGACUUUUUAAAAGUUGACAGCCAUAGUAAUGAUGCUCCUGCUGAAAGAAAACCAAAGUAAUGAUCAUUCCAUGGAUGUUUUACAACUUUUACUGCCUCUGCAAAAGAGGGGAAAAGUUGCUCGCAGAACAAUAGUAUUUCACAUGUCACUUUUUUGUAAUAAACUUAAAAAGUAUCCAGACUUGAUAAAGUUUUAAUUCAGAGUUUUAUUGUAAUGUGAUUUAAAAAAUAGGCAAAGAAAGUUUUAUUUUAACAGUAAGAAGAUAUUAAAGUCAACAGAAAGAGGAAGAAAAUGUUUGAAAAGAAGUUAAUGCCAAAUAUCCCAAAUGAUAGAUAUAUUCCAGAUGGCAUAUAUAAUUUAUUCUUAAAUAAAAGAGCACAUACACGUGAACAUAAGCACACCACGUCCAUAAAUGCAUGACCUUUAAGUGUUUCAAAUGCUCCAUGUGUACGUACGUUUAAGCUGUGCCGACUUAGGUGCAGUGCCUGGCUGCUGUCGUUUCUUCAGGCAUUUACUGUGCUGCCGCUAUUCAUCAUAUUUAAGCUACAGCUCGAGAAUUCUUUGAACAAGCUUGAGCGUACAUCUCUCAGAUGCUCUUCCGGACACAAGAGGCGUGUUGAAUAUAUCUGUCUAGGCUGCAUCUUUAAGUGUGGAGACAUUUCACUUGAUCUGCAAAAGUGUAAAUACAUCAUGUUUCAAGUUUUUUGCCUUACUCAAUAAGCUUACAGUGACUGCAACCUGCCUUUUUAGAUUUAUUCACUUUGAUAUUCAGAUCAUACUUUUUGUAAAUAGCCAAAAAGCUGUAAACUAUGUUGUAUCUUGUACAGUUUGAAGUUGGGUUAUUGAAUAUUUUGUAUUAAAUACUAUAUUGAUGUAUAAAAUA
Austrofundulus limnaeus is the source of this 6020-nucleotide messenger RNA. RefSeq names its product adenylate cyclase type 1. Gene Ontology annotation, molecular function: adenylate cyclase activity. The record is from RefSeq and is a predicted model, not a curated record. Gene Ontology annotation, cellular component: plasma membrane. Gene Ontology annotation, biological process: cAMP biosynthetic process; adenylate cyclase-activating G protein-coupled receptor signaling pathway; intracellular signal transduction. Lineage: Eukaryota; Metazoa; Chordata; Actinopteri; Cyprinodontiformes; Rivulidae.